AUGUGGGCUCCUCAACUUCUCUUCCUGUCUAUUUCUGCGCUGGCCAGCGCUUAUCCAAACCCAGGUCCCUGUACCGGGGACUGUUGGACCCAUGAUCCGGCCAUGAUCCAGCGUGUUUCGGAUGGUACAUACUUCCGUUUUUCAACAGGCUCGGGUGUCAACACGAUGACCUCGCCCUCAAUUGAGGGUCCAUGGAAGGAUGUGGGCGCAGCGCUGCCGAAAGGUUCCGUAAUCAAGCUGGACAAUGUCGAUAGCAUGGACAUUUGGGCUCCGGAUCUCCAUCACUUGGAUGGCACCUACUACAUGUAUUAUGUGUUAUCCCAGCUCGGCACACAGAACUCGCAAAUUGGUGUAGCAACCUCCACAACGUUAGAGCCAGGCUCAUGGACCGAUCACGGCGCAAUUGGCCUUCCUGCAAACAGCGCGUACAAUCGUAUUGACCCUAGCUGGAUCACUAUUGACGGGAAGGAGUACUUGCAAUUCGGAUCCUACUGGAAAGAUCUUUAUCAGGUUGAAUUAGCAACCUCGUUGAAGGUCAGCUCGGCGGUUCCACACCAACUGGCCUAUAAUGCUAGCCUGAAUCACCGCGAAGAGGCCUCUUUCAUCUUCCAGCAUGGUGAUUACUACUACCUCCUAUACAGUGGUGGUAUUGCUGGCUCCUACACAGCGACAAACCCACCUGUAGGCGAGGAAUACCGAAUUCAUAUGUGUCGCUCGACUACCGGAACCGGGGGCUUUGUUGAUAAGUCAGGCGCUUCAUGCCUGAACUCAGGUGGCUCUAUACUACUUGAGAGUCAUGACCAGAUCUAUGCCCCUGGUGGACAGGGUGUCCUCACGGAUAAGGAAUUCGGCCUCUUCUUGUACUACCAGUACUAUCCGCUUGCACUCAAGGAAUCUGGUGGCGAUGGCAACGACGGAUACCGAUAUGGCUGGAACGAGCUGGGCUGGGAGGAUGACUGGCCGUACGUGAAGGAGUCUGGAGCAGUCGUCAAUGCCGGAAUCUUAUAUCACGGAAACGAAGCCGCCCCAGAGGUAGAGGGUUCAGAGCAUGUUGCCACAGCAGAGUUUGGCUCGCACGACGGCUCAUUGGAAAAUGAGGCGUAUGUGAAGAUCACUUGA
Molecule: messenger RNA, 1119 nt
Organism: Penicillium malachiteum
Lineage: Eukaryota; Fungi; Ascomycota; Eurotiomycetes; Eurotiales; Aspergillaceae
Exons: 4
Coding region: 1-1119 (372 amino acids)
Biological process (GO): carbohydrate metabolic process
Molecular function (GO): arabinan endo-1,5-alpha-L-arabinosidase activity
Source: RefSeq, a predicted model, not a curated record